AUGGCCGGGGAUGACUUUACCAUCGAGGCCUUCACCCUCCUCAGCAUUGCCAUUGUCGCCAUCGCCAUCCGCAUCACCGCACGAUGGAUCACCGCUGGACCGAGAAAUUUCAAGCUCGAUGACUUCCUCAUGCCUUUAGCGGGGGUGGUUUACGGGUUGGAAACGGGCGCCGCUUACUGUGUUGGCGCUUGGUGGAUGGGUCUCGCCAAUAACGCCAUGACCGACGAGCAACGAGCCACACUUUCUCCUACCUCAGAAGAAUACCGUCUGCGUGUGGGUGGCUCCAAGACCCAGGUUCUGGGUUGGUCGUUGUAUACAACCCUGCUGUGGUUGUUGAAAGCUUGCAUGGCUAUUUUCUACUCGCGAUUGACAGCCGGUCUGAUCAACAUGAAACGUCGGGUCCAAAUCGCCUACGUCCUCAUCGGCGCCACCUAUAUCGCCGUCAUCUGCUCGAUCCUCUUCGGUUGUCAUCCCAUGCAUAAGAACUGGCAGAUAUACCCCGACCCAGGCAAUUACUGCCAGCCUGCGGUCUCGCAUAUCGACGUCUACGUUACUGUCACCUUGAACGUUGCGACAGAUGUGUACUUGAUAUCGAUUCCAACACCGAUGCUCUUCAAAGCCCGUCUCCCCUGGCGCGAGAAACUCGAACUUCUCGUCCUUUUCAGCGGCGGAAUCUUCGUCAUGGCGGCCGGCAUCCUCCGCUGUGUGUUAAUCGUCACGGCCGGCGCAAACGGCGCCCAACAAGCCGGCAGCUGGGCCUGCCGCGAAACCUUCGUAGCCGUAAUAAUCGGCAACGCACCAAUGAUCUACCCCUUAUGUCGACGCAUCGCCCGCCGCGCAGGCUGGUAUAUCAGCACCAAGGGAAUUACCUCCAACAGCUACCCAUUAACCGAUAGCGACGUACUCGGCGGCGGUGGCGGUAACGGCGGCGGCGGCCAUAACUCGAAGAGUACCAUGCAUAGCAGUAAUCGGAAACGGAAGUUUAGGCAUCCGUUGUCAUUGCCGGAUACGCAGUAUCAUGAUGAGCAGACGAUCUUGCCGCGUUCGGAGCCGCCGACGGUUUGUGAGGCUGGGGCUUGGGAUGAGGAGAGCCGCGGGAGCCAGGAGGGGAUUAAGGUUGUUAGGGAGACUAUUGUGCACAGGCAAUAG
Molecule: messenger RNA, 1149 nt
Organism: Aspergillus caelatus
Lineage: Eukaryota; Fungi; Ascomycota; Eurotiomycetes; Eurotiales; Aspergillaceae
Exons: 5
Coding region: 1-1149 (382 amino acids)
Source: RefSeq, a predicted model, not a curated record